GUCCGCCUUCAAACUCAACCAAAAGUUGGACCUGGAGAAACUCCACUUUUUACUGGAACAUUCGACUGUGCAAGAAAAACUAUUUCCAAGGAGGUGAAACUUACAAUCUUCUGCUUUAAGUUACUAAUAUAUAACUUAAGUUUAUAAAAAAAAGAUUAUGUAUGCAGAUGGCAAGCAUGGUACCAUAAAAUCAUGUAAAUACAUCGACAUCGUGCUUAACCUGUCAUGUCAUCUGAAUGUGCAUGUUCUUUAUGUUUAUUUUAGUAAAUGUACCUUUGUCUUUAGGCAUGUAGAGUUUUACAAAGGGAAUAUUUUAAUUUCUUAGGGAUUUGUCGGACUGUACAAAGGCAUGGCUACACCUAUUGUUGGAGUUACUCCACUUUAUGCGUUUUGUUUUCUGGGAUUUUCUGUCGGAAAGAAACUUCAACAAAAACAUCCUGAUGAAGAAAUGAGGUACUAACAUUGUGUAUCAAUAUUUUAAAAUCAAAGAUUAAAUCAACUUUGAAUUCAUACUCUCCUCUUAGUGAAAUUCAACCGAAGCAAUUAGUUUAAAUGCCAUGCGCAUCAAGUACAGCUGGUGAACCUCUCCUUACAGACGCCUCUGUAUUAUAUGGACAGUUUCCUAUGUCCAGACAAAAUUCUCACAUUUUUUCUCCAAAAGAAACUCUUUAAUAUGGAACCUCAAUACGGAUGACAGACAUUGAAUAUUGUUGUCAGAGGGCAAAUAAAUAUUGUUUUAUGGCUAAAUGCUUAAUGCCAGAUGUGAUUGGCUGAUUUUGAUCAUGUGAGUAUAGGUUUAGACAAAUGCAAAGUAUCCCGCCGGGCAAGUUUUUUUCAUUAUCCCAUACAAUACAGUAGAUAUUUACUAAUUUAAAUAUGUCAGUGGAGUCUUUUAAAAGAGGUCAUCGUGAUGACUUGGACCCUCUAAUAAGGACACUGUUAUACGCUCUGCCCCCUGGGAAAAAUAGCUGCAUCCUCUUUCGUUUCACCAGCAUUUUACUUAUAAAUUAGACACUGUAAAAAAAUUUAAUUUACGAUGUGUUUUAGUAAUCUACAGAUGUUUAAUGCCGGUAUGGUAGCUGGUGUUUUUACAACUGGUAUUAUGACUCCUGGAGAAAGAAUAAAAUGUCUAUUACAGGUUUGUACGGCAUAUUAUCCUACACAUACGCGAAUGCGCCUAUACGAGGGUGUUCACCAAGUCAAGAUCGCCCCAGUUAUAGGUGCUCCCCUCUCCUUCAGAAUUAACACUAAAAACUGAAUUAAAACACUAAAAUAGCAAAAAAGAAGAUGUAUUUAUAUAUGGGUCGAGGAAGUGAGUUACUGCGGUGGUAACCAACCCUCGACAAAAUACUGUAAAUUUUACAAUAUAGUUCAUGUUUGUGUAGAUUCAACAAGCAUCAGCUGGGAAAGCGAAGUAUAAUGGUCCUCUAGAUUGUGCAAAGAAAAUCUUUAAGGAAAGUGGAAUAAGAGGGCUGUAUAAAGGCACAUGCGCCACAUUACUAAGAG
This is a messenger RNA of Paramuricea clavata, 1506 nucleotides long. NCBI's taxonomy places the organism in Eukaryota, Metazoa, Cnidaria, Anthozoa, Malacalcyonacea, Plexauridae. The record is from the annotation of a GenBank genome assembly.